UUUUUAGAAAUUUUGCAAAGUUUUCAAGGUCCUUCAACCUUUUUUACUUUUUUUUAGACGCUGCCUCGAUGCUUCCAUUCCCAUAUUCUCCAUUUGCUGCUGCUCAACAUUUAUUUGGAUAUAAUGACCCAAAGUUACUUAAGGAUGCGAAAAAGACGGAAUUCGUUAAAUUUAUGGAUAUUUGUGAACACUUUUUUAUUUCACAUCCAGCAUCUGGACAAAAAGAAGGGCAUGAACUUGAAAGGUUUUUUUAUUUGAAAAGAAUUUUUGGGGGAUCUUGA
Molecule: messenger RNA, 281 nt
Organism: Meloidogyne enterolobii
Lineage: Eukaryota; Metazoa; Nematoda; Chromadorea; Rhabditida; Meloidogynidae
Source: the annotation of a GenBank genome assembly